AUGAGACUCUCUUUGGCACUCUGGUCUGUGGUGGUGCUGUGUGCGGUUCUGACCUUGGCAAGCGCCCGGAAACUCGAAAGCAUUUCAUCCAACAUUAUCGUCGGAAGCAACAAGAUCGGCCAGGAGAAGCAGAACGUGGACACGUACGAAGACGUUUCUUCGUCCAACCAGCAGGAUAUUGGCAGCGAAGCCGUUCCGGAGAGUACCGAAACCAACGAAAUUGAUGAUGAGGUGGCCAGCCAGGAAGUGGUAAACGAGGUGCUGGAGGAAUCGAACGUGGUGCCACAGGAAACGGUCAGCGAGGCGACGGUGGUCAACACGGACGAUUCGAGUGUCAUCAAUCGGUACUGUCGAUGCACCGCCUACGAGUGCAACUGCUGUCGGGACAUCGAUGUGCCGCUCUUCCCGAUUAAAGGUCCCGGUUGUGCCGUGGUCCAGUACCUGGACGGCGAUCGGAUGUCGGUGGGAGUUAAAUUUGCCGACCGUAUGAUCGUGAACCGUGUCAUCUCUGCGAGGAGAGCGACACCGGUUUGUCUGCCACUACCCGGUGGUUAUAACCGAUUCUGUGGCCGCAUCUACGGUAUCUCGCGAAAAGCAAACGAAGGCUUCAAGGCCUGUUUGGGACUUGAGCUGCGUGCGGACGACGAGAUCGAAGCGGUACUGCGCGUUUCAUGCUUCAAAUUCGGACCGCGUGGACUAUCGGUGAUGGAGGCUGAACCGCUACCGCCUGUUGACGACAUUGAUGUGGCCGAUGAAGAAGACGAAGACGAUGAGGAAGAUGAGGAAGAUGAUCUGGAUUUCGGCAUUUCGCUGGACGAGGAUGACGAUGAUGAUGAUGAUGACGAUGACGAAGGCGGCGCGGACAGCGGCAGUGUGCAGGAAAACGAAACUGAGCAGAGCGAGUCGCCGGACUACGGAGGAUUCAGUUUUCUCGAUCGAGACCUGAUGGGAAGCUUAUUUGGGGUGAAAAAGUUUUUCGGUUGA
Anopheles bellator is the source of this 984-nucleotide messenger RNA. RefSeq lists its product as uncharacterized. Bases 1 to 984 code for a protein of 327 amino acids. NCBI's taxonomy places the organism in Eukaryota, Metazoa, Arthropoda, Insecta, Diptera, Culicidae. The record is from RefSeq and is a predicted model, not a curated record. The transcript has 4 exons.